GGCACCAAACACUUUUUCAUUUUCUCAUCAAGAAUUAGCACUAAUAAUAAUGAUUAAAUAAUAAUUAGCUUUUUUUAAAAAAGCUAAAAACUUUCAUGUUUUCCUAAAGAUUGUAUUUCUUUGGUGUAAAUAUGGCAAAUGCAACAUGGGUUUUCACCCCAAAAAUGAGGGUUUUAGGAUCUGGGUUUUGUUCCUCUAUGAGGGUAUCAUGUGCCAGCACUGUUCAAGGUGCUGGUGAUAAGCUUUUUUCUGAUGAAUUUAAGCCUAACAGGCUAGUUGGCAAGGGCUGCAAAUUGGUUGGAUGUGGUUCUGCUGUACCCGCUCUUCAGAUUUCUAAUGAUGAUCUUUCCAAGAUUGUUGAUACUAGUGAUGAAUGGAUAUCUGUUAGAACUGGAAUCCGUAAUCGAAGAAUUCUUACAGGGAAGGAUAGAAUGACAGGUAUGGCUGUUGAGGCAGCUCAAAAAGCCCUGGAGAUGGCUGAGGUUGACCCUGACGAUGUGGAUCUAGUCUUGUUAUGCACAUCUACCCCAGAUGAUUUUUUCGGUAGUGCUCCUCAGAUACAAGCAGCACUCGGGUGUAAAGGAAAUCCACUGGCUUUUGAUAUUACAGCUGCUUGUAGUGGAUUUUUGUUGGGUCUAGUUUCAGCUGCUUGCUAUAUCCGAGGCGCGGGCUUUAAAAAUGUUCUUGUUAUUGGAGCCGAUGCUCUGUCUCGUUAUGUUGAUUGGACGGAUAGAGGAACUUGUAUAUUAUUUGGGGAUGCUGCUGGCGCAGUAAUACUUCAGGCUUGUGAAAGUGAGGAAGAUGGUUUAUUUGGCUUUGAUUUGCACAGUGAUGGUGAAGGAAACAGGCAUUUGAGUGGGAGCUUCAAAGAGAAUGAAACGGAUAGUUCAUUUGGUACUAAUGGUUCAGUUAUGGGAUUUCCUCCAAAAGGUUCUUCUUUUUCAUGUAUUCAAAUGAAUGGUAAGGAGGUCUUUAAGUUUGCUUGUCGUGUGGUGCCACAGUCGAUUGUGAAUGCCUUAAAGACUUCUGGGAUGACCCUUUCUAACAUUGAUUGGUUAUUGCUCCAUCAGGCGAACCAGAGGAUCCUUGAUGGAGUUGCAACGCGUUUAGAAUUCCCAGCAGAUCGAGUCAUAUCAAAUUUGGCAAACUAUGGUAACACGAGUGCGGCUUCUAUUCCGUUAGCGUUAGAUGAAGCCGUGCGUAGUGGGAAAAUUAAGCCUGGUCAAACAAUUGCAACAUCAGGAUUUGGGGCAGGUCUUACGUGGGGCUCUGCUAUUAUCAGAUGGAAGUAAAAGAAUGGAAGCUGAAAUGCAGAAAUACCGAUUGGUUCCUAAUAUGUCCAUACAUAUUAAAGUUGAGGGUCUUUGUGUUUUUUUGGGACGGUUUCUAGAUAGCUGAAUUUGAUGAGAUUCAAAGUAUUAUACAUAUAAUUUGAGUUUGUCACAUAUGGUUUUGAAUUUUGAUUUGUACCAGGAUACAUAAGCUAGAAAUUAGUGGAUUAUACGUCUUCAGUGUCAAGUUUUAAAGGUGUUAAGUGAUUUUGUACCUGUAUUUACCAAGAGAGUACUAUUAAAGAAUAAUAAAUAAAUCUUCAAUAACACAAUGGGGCUGUUUUUAUUU
Molecule: messenger RNA, 1620 nt
Organism: Erigeron canadensis
Lineage: Eukaryota; Viridiplantae; Streptophyta; Magnoliopsida; Asterales; Asteraceae
Product: 3-oxoacyl-[acyl-carrier-protein] synthase 3 B, chloroplastic-like
Exons: 8
Coding region: 132-1292 (386 amino acids)
Biological process (GO): fatty acid biosynthetic process
Cellular component (GO): chloroplast
Molecular function (GO): 3-oxoacyl-[acyl-carrier-protein] synthase activity
Source: RefSeq, a predicted model, not a curated record